AUGGCUGCUCAUCAGUCCAUUCUGUUCCUCGCCUCCGUGCUGGCCCUGCUAGCCCCUCUUCUUGCUCUGGACAUUGAAAACCUGGAAAGACUGAAAGCAAAUUUAGAUGAAAUCAUUAAUCUCCAUUCAGAUGAGCCCCAUCAUGGUAAAGGCAGAGCGAACAUGCAGCAGAGCAGAGCCAGUGACCCUCGGCAGACAGAGCACCGCAGUUGGCCCAAGGACUGCAGCGAGGUCUCUGCUGGCAGCCCCAGCGGCGUCUACGUCAUCUAUCCCACAGGACUGCACCCCAUCGUGGUGUACUGCGAAAUGAAUGUCACGGAUGGGGGCUGGACGGUCAUCCAGAGGAACCAGCAGAGCACGGAGAUCACCUGGGCUGAGUCCUGGAGCACCUACAAGUACGGCUUUGGGAACGUGCACACCGAGUACUGGCUGGGCACCGAGUACAUCCAUCAGAUCUCCAAGCAGAAUGUCUACCAGGUCAGGUUUGUCAUCUGGAAUGCUGCAAACAACAUGAGUUUUGCAGACUACAACCUCUUCGGUGUGGAAGAUGAGUCCCACGGCUACCGGCUUCGGCUGGGAACGUACUCGGGGACAGCAGGGGAUGCCAUGACCUCAAACAGUGCUUCCACCCUCCACGACAACAUGAAGUUCUCUGCUAAAGAUCUGGAUCAGGACACUUCCAGCGGGAACUGUGCCUCCAGCUACGGGGGCGGGUGGUGGUACUCAGCGUGUUAUUCUGUACGGCUGAACAUCAAGGGGGGCAUGACGUGGGGCAGCCUGUGCAACGGGAACUGCAAAGCUUCUGCCAUCCUCAUCAAACCAGCUUCCUACUGCUAG
Fulmarus glacialis (Northern fulmar) is the source of this 837-nucleotide messenger RNA. Its product is annotated as fibrinogen-like protein A. The coding region runs from base 1 to 837 and encodes 278 amino acids. The transcript has 4 exons. The record is from RefSeq and is a predicted model, not a curated record. Lineage: Eukaryota; Metazoa; Chordata; Aves; Procellariiformes; Procellariidae.